Molecule: messenger RNA, 1334 nt
Organism: Plasmodium vivax (malaria parasite P. vivax)
Lineage: Eukaryota; Apicomplexa; Aconoidasida; Haemosporida; Plasmodiidae
Product: acetyl-CoA acetyltransferase, putative
Exons: 3
Coding region: 96-1292 (398 amino acids)
Biological process (GO): fatty acid beta-oxidation
Molecular function (GO): acetyl-CoA C-acetyltransferase activity
Source: RefSeq, a predicted model, not a curated record
GCACACGUGCGUAGAUGCGUCGAAUGAACUCUCUCCAAGGUGAAAAGCAAACUGCACAAUGAUACGAAUCAACGGGGGGAGAGAGCGAUACUAAUAUGAUGACAACAAACAACUUGAGAAGGGUGUUCGUCGCGGGCUAUGCCAGGACGCCCAUCGGUUCCCUGGGUGGGAGCCUGUCACAAAUACCUGUGCAUAAGUUAGCCGGCCCAACCAUCUUGAAGGCCCUGGAGCGAAGCCAAGUUGAAAAGGACGAAGUGGACUGCCUGAUCUUCGGGCAGUCCCUCCCCGCGGGGUGCGGCCCGCUGCCCCUCCAGCGGGUGGUGGUUGCGACGGGGAUAAACCUAAACGCGAAGACGCACCUGGUGAGCAACCUGUGCUGCGGGGGGCUGGACGCAGUCACCCUCGGGUACGAGCUAAUCAAGGGCGGAAAGGACGUCUGCGUAGUUGGCGCCAUGGAAUCCAUGUCCCAAAGCCCCUUCUACUUAAAAAGCAUAAGAACGGAGAAGCACCAUCUGGGGAACGGCCUCCUAAAUGACAGCAUCGUGAGUGAUGGGUACGACUACAUUGUUAGCAAUAAGGAAUUAAAAAGAAAUAAUCUCAUGGAACAAUUCUGCAAAAGGUUUAAAAUCCCCAGAGUAGACCUCGAUGCGUAUGUGGUCAAUUCGUUUAAAAGGACAGCCAAUGCGUAUAGUGACAACUUAAUUCAACAAGAAUUAUUCCCAUUAAUAAUUCAGAAGAAGAAAAACCCCAUCACGAAUGAAAAAACGAUCAUCGAAACGGACGAAAUGUAUAAAAAAUAUAACCUCGACGAUAUUUGUAACUUAAGCAUAGACUCUGUAGUAACCAACCGUAACAUUGCACCCUUUGCAGAUGGUGCUUGUGCGAUUGUUCUUAUGAGCGAACAAAAAAUUAACCAACUGGAAAUAAACCCCUUAGCGCAAAUUCUGACGUAUGAUAAUGCAUCAGUGUACCCUUCUGAUGCUCCUCUUAGCAUCUCUCACUCAAUAACCAAGUGUCUUAAAAGGGCAAAUAAAUCCUCCGUUGAUUAUCACGAAAUUAAUGAAUCCUCCGCUUUAGACGUAGUGUAUAACAUUCGCAACUUAGGCUUAGAUGAAUCCAAUGUGAAUAUAAAUGGAGGUGCUUUAUCCUUAGGGCAUCCGAGCUCUGUUUCCGGAUCGAGGAUCCUCAUUUCGCUCAUUACUGUUUUGAAAAACUUUGACAUGAAGUUGGGUUGCGCUUCUAUAAAUAACUACCUAGGCACGUCUACCUCCGUCAUCGUGGAGAACGUCUAGCCUUUUUUUUUUUUUUUUUUGCUCCCCACUAUAGCAGUGUAU